This is a messenger RNA of Salvelinus namaycush (lake trout), 3245 nucleotides long. Its product is annotated as regulator of microtubule dynamics protein 2-like. Lineage: Eukaryota; Metazoa; Chordata; Actinopteri; Salmoniformes; Salmonidae. The record is from RefSeq and is a predicted model, not a curated record. The coding region runs from base 78 to 1349 and encodes 423 amino acids. Gene Ontology annotation, cellular component: cytoplasm; mitotic spindle pole; spindle microtubule. The transcript has 11 exons. Gene Ontology annotation, molecular function: microtubule binding.
CACAAGAAGAAGAAGAACUUCUCAAACGGGACAUAUAGAAGAAAGACUGAACGCUUCUCCGCAGUAAGGUCGGCAGGAUGGCCCUGUCAGACAACAAGGCUCUGGUCCUGGGUGUGUUGGCUGGAGCGGCUGGCCUCAGCUUGGGCACUGUGGUGUUGUACAACAGUAGGAGGGCCGUGCCAAUGAGUGGACAUGGUGUGCACAGUAAGCUGUACCUCACCAGUAAUGACCAGCGGGUGGCUGGAGCCAGUAUGGUGGUGAGGGAAAUGCCGGGUCAGGCUGAGGUUCUAGAUCGUCUCGCAGCCCUGAUCCAGUGUGUGUCAGAGCUGAAGGAUGAGGUGCGGGCCCUAAAGAGUGCCAUCCCAAAGCUGCAGGACCACAUCAGGGAUGAGCUGAGAGGACGCAGCAGCCGGGCUGAGGGGGCUGCGGCUCGCGUAAGGGCAGGCCCGCCAAACCGAACUACACCCACACGCAGGAGGAAAGUUGCAGGGGGAGUGGCCAGAGCUGGAGGCCAAAGCUCUGAGGAGGAGGCUGAGAGUGAAGGAGGGUACAUAACAGCUUUAACCGACUCCGAGGAAGAAGAGCAGAUUGAGGCUGAGGGUCAGAGUCCUUAUGAAGUGAAUGUGAUCGAGCCUCUGAAUCAGUUCUCAGCCCUUCUGGAGAGGGUGGACGCUCUACACGACGGCAGCGAUGGAGACAAGAGGGAAUGCCUGCGCACCAUGCUGGAUAAGAGGGAGCAGUUUGGACAGAACACUACGUUCUUAUGGCGACUAGUUCGGGCCUACGUGGAUGUUCAUGACAUCACUACCAACCUAGAGCAAAAGAAGACCCAUGCAGAAACUGGGAAGAAAGUUGGAGAGGAAGCCGUAAAGCUGAACCCUAUGUGUGCCGAAAGUCAUCAGUGGUACGCCAUAAUGUGUGGCAUCAUGACAGAGUAUGAGACUGUGCAGAACAGGAUAAAGAAUGGCUACAUCUUCAAAGAUCAUUUGGAUAAGGCCAUUGAGCUGAAACCACAGGAUCCUAUGUCUUACUACCUGCUCGGCCGCUGGUGCUAUGCUGUGGCUCAGCUGUCGUGGAUUGAAAGGAAAGUUGCUGCUACAUUGUUUGGAGAGCCUCCAAGUGCCACGGUCCAAGAUGGUCUGAAGAACUUCCUCAAGGUGGAGGAGAUCAGUCCCAAGUACUCCAAAUUAAACUAUGUGUUUUUAGCCAAGUGCUACAGAGACCUGGGGCAAAAAAGUCAGGCCAGAAAGAUGUGUGAUGCUGCUACUUCAAUGGAAACCAUUUCCAAAGAGGAUGAGGAGGCACAGAAGGAGCUGGACACCCUUUUCUCUGCUCUAGGUGUUAAUUGAGGACAUUGUGGAAUGGCUCCAUCCUCUUGCUAGGGAGGAACCCAGGAUCCUCCUCACUGGAAAACACACUAUGAAGGGAAGCCAAUCUAUUUCUUCCUUGAUUACUGUUGGGACAGUAUCUUCUUCGUGCUAGUGCUCUCUGGGAUUGGAGAUGACUGGAUUGGCUGUGCAUACUAGGGAACAGUGUUCUGGGGAACAAACUUAUCACAGACAUAUCAUGAUGUCUUAUGAAUGCAUAGUGCUUUGACAUCUGUUCGCUGAAGAGAUUGUGGUAAAAGGGACAGUUGGACCUAAGUCAAUCAAUGGUGUUGGUCCCAAUGGGAUAUACAUGAUCUACCACCUCACAUCAAUACAGUCAGCAAUUAAGUGUAGGGGACCAGGUAAUACUGUAGCUAGAAAAUACAUUUUAUGAAGAUUUUAAUAAUUAUACUGAAGUUGGUUCCAAUAUGAGUGAUCACCUGUGUCAACCCAAACAGAUAUAUCCAUAACAAAAAUAUAAUAAUUUCAAACCUUCCUUAUAUUUGUAUACAAUCACAUGUAUCUCUAUUAUGCGUGGGAAUACUUGGGAACAUAUUUUCUAAAUUAAGAUCACUUGAAGCUGAUUUCCCGGUGUAUUUAGUCUUAUGUCCAACAAUGAAAAUUCACAAAAAUAAAAACAUGUAUUCAUUUUUGCUCAGAAAACUUGGGGGUCAAAAUAAAACCACCCACGGACCAAAUUCAGCCCGUGGGCCAGUUGGGGGAACCCUGGCCUAGCCUAAGAACUGCACACACACAAGUGUGUUUUAAGGAGAUUCUGACACAAAUUCCUCAACAAUAAAGACCUUUAUGGUUUUGUGAAAGUGAUCCACAGAACUUGUUGGUCCCUCCCUCCCGCCAUGUUCUGUUUUUGUUUUGUCUCUAGCAGUGCAUUCAAGUGGCAAUAACAAAACCGUUUUAAACAAAGGUGCAACCCAAACACAGCUCUCUGUCGCACUGUGACUACCGAGUGACAUUUUGUCCCUUUUACCCCCUGAUUGUAAUGUAACUAUACGGCACCCUAUUCCUUAUAAGGUACACUACAUUUUACCAAAGCCCUAGGUCACUAAAUAGGGAAUAGAAGCUCUGGUCAGAUGUAGUGCACUAAAUAAGGAACGGGGUGUCAUUGCAGACUCAAGCUUGGUAUUAUUUGACCUGCAUUGAGUGGCUACUGUAGGUUACCAGGUCUCGUGUUCCUGUCACUGCCUGUGCAUGGACAGAGAUCAUGGUCACAUUGUUUUAAGAUGAUGGAGUUGAUAGGGAAGGAAACGGGACCCCUAGACGGCUCCUUCGGUCUUCACGUUCAUACAAGGUCGGGGUGUUGCUCAUCACAUUCCAGCUAGCUAGAGGAUAUUUUUGAGCGUAGAAUGUGAUUUGAGAUUAGAUCCUGUAGCCUAAUAGUCCAUGGGCAAUGUGCAUGUCCGAGAUUUUAUAUCGUAGUCGAUAGGUUUUACUGAAUUUUGAAUGCCGUUUUAUUAUUAUUAUUUUUGGUUAAAAAAAAAGCAAAUGGUGAGAUGGAUUUUAAUAGUUUUAGUAUUUUUCAUUUGUAUGGUUUCUUUUUGGGAUUACUGGGGGGAAAGCAUGGGCUAUAAGAAUCUGUGGUUCUUUAUUAUGUUCUCUUAAGUAUAAUUUAGUCUUCUGGAAACCAUUAACUGGUGCGUACUUUAUCCAACAGGUGAACUACAAGAAUGGAACUUGUUUUUGCUUAACACGUUUUUCUAUAAUCCAGCAAUAUGAAUGUAUGCUUUAGUUUUAUCUAGGGUGGUGCACAUUGCAGUGAAGUAAAUUAUCUUGUAAAUGAAAUACAUAAAACAUUAGAUAGACACCACUGAUCAAUGGUAUUUGAGUCUGCCAUUAGUCAAUAAAUAUGUGCAAUCUUGA